AUGGGUGACAAAAGUCCAAUCACACUCUUUACUGACCAAGAUGCAGCUAUGGCUAGAGAAAUAAAGAAGGCAUUUCCAACCACAAGGCAUAGACUUUGCCUGUGGCAUUUGAUGCAGAAUGCAAAUGCAGUAACACGAUUUGGAGUCCUGAAGAGUGAUGCAACAUUCAAAGCCGCUUUCAACAAAUGCUUAAGUGGUUGUCUGAAUGAAGUUGAGUUUAACGCAUGUUGGGAAGCAAUGGUCACCAAGUACAAUCUAAAGGAACACAAAUGGUUCAUCAGAAUGUAUAAAUUAAGAUACAAGUGGGCAACCGCUCUGAGUAUGGACUUCUUCUCUGCUGGGAUUUUGUCAUCACAAAGGAGUGAGAGUUCGAAUAAUGCUGUGGGUUUCAGACCUACUAAGAAGACUAGUUUGACCGAGUUCUAUCACAUAUUUCAAGAAACAAUAAAGAGAUGGAGAAGGACAGAAGAUAUUGAUGAAUUCAAUACCACCAAAUCUAUUCCGACUUCACACUAUCCAAUGACUUCGUUAUUGAAACAUGCUGCUCAAGUCUACACACAUUCACUUUUCAGGGAUUUUGAAGAAGAAUUUAAUCUUGUUGUUGCAUCGCAAGUACAACUCAUUCACACAAAUGGACUGAAAAUGAUUUAUCGAGUUUACCUUGAAGAUAGAGCUGGCUCCGCACAAUCUGUGAUGUAUGAUCCGCCGAGUGAGAUCAUUAUUUGUCCAUGCAAGAAUUUUGAGGAGUCAGGUUGGUUGUGCUUUCAUUGUAUUCGUGUUCUGCAUCUGCAUUCUGUUCAAAAAAUCCCAGAGAAGUACAUCUCCUUUAGAUGGACAAAGUUCGCAAAGGUUGAGGUGUGGAACAAGCAUGAGGCACAGUUAAAAGCUAAAGGAUUAUUGAACAGUUUCACCCCCUGGCGCUUACACAUGCUGAGAAAAUACUACAGUCUGAUCCUUAAGAGCCAUACAAUAGAAGAGGCUAGAAAAAUACUUGAAGAAAGCUUCAAGAAAGAUUCAGGAGCUAUUCAAACAAUUGUUACAGCUGCAAGCAACAAUGAACAGAACACAACAAAUACGACAACUGAGAAUGAGAAUUUUGUGCAAGUUUUGGACCCGGCUCAUGCCAACACUAAAGGAAAGUCCAAAAAGAGGAUUCCAUGGAGUUAUGACAACUUUAACAAGGGGAAAAGGAGAAAGCACAGGGAAUUUGGCUCCAAAACUCCUAAGCAUUUAUUCUUAUUCUUGAGUUUAUAUUCUAUUUUAGUAAUUCAGUUUUGUAAUUUUGUUUCUAUUCUGGUAACUAUACUUUCAAUGAAGGUCACUAUGACUGGAGGAAUGACUACUUGUUGUUUUUUGGUAAUUGAUCCAAUAUUCAUGUUAUGCAAAGCAGACUUCACUACCAUUGUGUGA
This is a messenger RNA of Spinacia oleracea (spinach), 1410 nucleotides long. Its product is annotated as protein FAR-RED IMPAIRED RESPONSE 1-like. Gene Ontology annotation, biological process: regulation of DNA-templated transcription. Gene Ontology annotation, molecular function: zinc ion binding. The coding region runs from base 1 to 1410 and encodes 469 amino acids. The transcript is spliced from 3 exons. The record is from RefSeq and is a predicted model, not a curated record. Lineage: Eukaryota; Viridiplantae; Streptophyta; Magnoliopsida; Caryophyllales; Amaranthaceae.